Messenger RNA from Leptosia nina, 5619 nucleotides. NCBI's taxonomy places the organism in Eukaryota, Metazoa, Arthropoda, Insecta, Lepidoptera, Pieridae. The record is from the annotation of a GenBank genome assembly.
AUGACGAAAAGUGCGGGGGAAUAUCGCAGAAUGAGCUGGACGUACACGACGAUAAUAAUUCUCCUUUUCAUCCCUCUAUUAAACAUGGCGAGUUCCAAAGACAACAACCCACUCAAAUUAAAUUCAGCGCUGACGUGCCGCUUCGUUCGCGGUCUCACAAGAGAACAGAGGUCCAUCUGUCACGAUGCACCGGACACAGCUUCCGUGGCCUUCGAGGGCCUUCAGCUGGCUGUCAAGGAGUGCCAGCAUCAGUUUAGAUGGCAUCGGUGGAACUGCUCAAGUUUGCUGCUGAAAGGGUCCAAUCCACAUGCUAGUGGGUUGAUGAAAAGAGGAUUCCGUGAGACAUCGUUCCUGUACGCACUGACGGCGGCGGGUGUGGCCCACGCUGUAGCCCGCGCAUGCGCGCAAGGCCGGCUGCUUUCCUGUGGCUGCGACCAGCUGGGGUACCGGGUUUACGAAGCCAGGGGGCGGGCUCGCGUGAACAAGUGGGAAUGGAGCGGGUGCUCCCACAACCUCGGGUACGGCAUCGAUUUCUCGAAGAAGUUUCUGGACGUGCGGGAUCAGGUGGAUGACCUGCAGGCGAAGAUCAAUGUACAUAACAAUGACGCGGGGAGAUUGAUACUAGCUUCGCACAUGGAGGUUCGAUGUAAGUGUCACGGCUUAUCUGGUAGCUGCCAACUGCGCACUUGCUGGCGUGCUACCCCAGACUUCAGGAUUGUGGCUACCACCAUCAAAAGACAGUAUCGAAAAGCUUUGAUGGUAGCACAAGAGGGUCUAAACAAUGGCGUGUCAGUAUUACGAGGAAGACCACGAGGUAGAAGGAAGAGUAGACCGCGACCAGCUCCGAAGACAAGUCUGCUGUUCUUUGAAAAAUCCCCAAGCUAUUGCGAGGCGGAUUCGAAGCUAGACUCCCUAGGCACUUCGGGCCGGGUCUGCCGCGUUGGCAGAACAUCCAGAACUGGGUCCUGUGACCUCCUCUGCUGCGGACGAGGCCACGAUCUCAUUAGGAAGUCCAGCGUCAAACCGUGCAACUGCACAUUUCAUUGGUGCUGCAAAGUUGACUGUGAGAAGUGUAAAGAUGACAAGUGGGUAGCAACUUACAACCCAACCGCUUACGAACUUUUCCUAAAAGGGACUAAUGAAUCUUCGGCCAUGUACGAAGUCAGAAUGAGAGACGGGUUAAACGUAUCCUCGCUGUCGAGUCCCCAUGACAGAUACAAAAUCGAAAAGAAACUCGGCUCGGGAAUUUUCGGAAAAGUAUUCCAAGCCUCCGACGACCAAGCCGCGGGAAAGUCCGUAGCUGUUAAAGUGAUAAAUUUGACAGAUACAAAAGAACAGCACGUUCACGAUGAAUACAGGAUCCUGAGGGAUUUCACGAAACAUCCCAACAUUAUCGACUUUUAUGGUGUCUUCUGCGAGCGAUCUGAAUAUGUGAAGAAAAUAUGGUUUGUUAUUGAGCUAUGCGAGUUUGGAUCUGUCAUCGAUAUUGUCAGAAAGCUGAAGGCGGCGGACAAAAAAAUGUCCGAGGAGCACAUCGCUUACAUCCUCAAAUAUACGAUCAAGGCACUCGUUUACCUCCAUGAGAACAAAGUUAUGCAUCGCAACGUCCGAGCGAGCAAUAUACUAAUAAAGAACAAUGGUGAAAUAAAAAUAUGCGACUUCUCUUUGUGUUGUCAAUUAAAGGACGCUCUAGAUAAAGCGAAUACUUAUAUCGGCUCCCCGAGUUGGAUGGCUCCAGAAAUGGCUAACAGGGGGGAAGAAGGUUACGACAAUAGAGUGGACGUUUGGGCCCUGGGAAUUACUACUAUAGAGAUGGUCGAUGGUAAAGGGCCUUUUGAAGACAUGCAUCCGACAGGGGCGCUGUUUCAAAUAAUCAGAAACCCUCCCCCGGGUGUAAUUAAGCCAGCUAUGUCAUCGAAUGAAAUCAAUGACUUCAUCAAUGAAUGCCUUGAAAAGAAUCCAGAGCACAGGCCGUUCGUAAUGGAAUUAGAAGAACAUCCAUUUAUACAAUCUGUACCGGAAAAUGAUUUCCACCUAUCAACAGAGAUAAAAAUGUUAGCGAACGACCUUCAAUCUAAGGAACUACCACCGAAGAAACCGGAACGUAUAAUCAAAGAUGGACUUCUCAUCACACAAGGGAGACAUGAACCAGAGACGAUGCAAGUGGAAGAUUUAGCUGCUCUAGAAUAUUUGACUGAGGACAAUAUUCUAACUGAAAUUCACACGAAAUUAGAAAAGGGUUCAUUUAUGUCGUUCAUUGGGGAUAUAUUGUUAAUAUUGAAUCCUAAUACGUCUGAUAUCGAUAUUUAUAAUGAGGAGUAUCACAAGAAGUAUGAAUGCAAGUCUAGAUCAGACAACGAACCACACAUUUUUGCUGUCGCCGAUAGCGCCUAUCAAAACGCUCUGCACCACAAUGAACAACAAUACAUACUUUUCUCUGGGGAAAGCAAAUCCGGCAAAACGACAAGCGUACUCCACGCACUCUCCCAUCUAACGCAUUUGGGCGCUAUGAAAAAUAAUACAGGGGAGAGAAUAAAAAAUGCAACUACUGUCAUCUUAGCUUGUAUAAGCGGUGCCACACCUAUUCACGCGAAUUCUACGAGAGGUAUUUUCCACAUUCAAGUAACAUACGGUAGCUCCUCAAAAUUGAGUGGAGCGAUAUUCUGGUUGUAUCAAUUGGAGAAAUGGAGAGUUUCAUCAACUGAUAUGUCCCAUGCCAAUUUCAAUAUAAUGUACUAUUUUUACGAUGCUAAAGAGGCGGAAAACAAGUUAAGUGAACUAUAUUUAGAGAAAAACAGAAAACACAGAUAUCUCAGGAUUCUGGAUGACUCUAUAAGGGGCAUUCAGGGGGCGCGAGAAAACCCACAAGAUAAUGUAAAGCGUUACAAAGAUAUAAUAGAGUAUUUGAAAAUGUUAGAUUGGCAAGACGAUGAAAUCGCAUUCUUCGAAACUGGGUUAGCAGCGAUACUGGUUCUAGGAAACGUAAGAUUCAGGGAUGGAAAGAGCGGUUCCGCUGAAAUUGAAAAUCCAGAUGAAGCCAAAAAAGUCGCGAAGCUUCUAUCGCUUGAUGAAGUUAAGUUCUUAUGGGCUUUGCUCAAUUACUGUUUGAUCGAAAAUGGUAACGCUGUGAAGCGCAAACACUCUACUGACGAGGCUAGAGAUGCGAGGGAUACUUUGGCCAGUACAUUAUACAAAAGAUUGAUUGACUGGAUGAUAAAUUUGAUUAACUCAAAACUUUCCUUUAUGCGACAAGUCUUUGGUGACAAAUUCUCCGUUAGCUUAAUAGAUAUAUUCGGUUUCGAAUGCUAUCACAGAAAUAGGUUGGAGCAGUUAAUUGUCAAUACGACAAACGAACAGCUUCAAUUCCUAUAUAACCAGAAGAUAUUUGCGUGGGAAAUGCAAGAAGAAGAGGAAGACGAAGUGCAAGUUUUACCGCUGCAUUAUUACGAUAAUAAAAACUCAGUCGACCAGCUUUUAGCAAAACCGCAUGGCAUAUUUUACAUAUUAGAUGAAGCCAGCCGUACUAGUGGUGGACAAGAUUUUAUAAUGAGUACUGUGAGAGCAUCCUGUAAAGGUCCAUACGUAAAACUAGCUGGAAGUCAUGAAUUCAGCGUAGCGCACUACACGGGAAAAGUUAAUUAUGAUACAAGAGAAAUGGCUGAUAAGAAUAAAGAUUUCCUUCCACCAGAAAUGAUUGAGACAAUGAGGGCAUCGACGAACAUUACAAUGCAGCAGUUGUUCAAAAAUAGGCUUACCAAAACUGGCAAUUUAACGUUGGCUCCUAACGAGUCUCAAUCGGGCGCCAACAGAACGAAAUCACAGAAAGAACAGGAGAAUAUUAAAGCUAGGAAAUUCAAUACUGUCUCCAAAGGGCAAUACUCACAAGUACGAAGAAUGAGAACAGCGGCGGCUACCUUUAGAGUAACGAGUCUAGAAAUCCUUAAGCAACUCUCAACAAGCAACGGACUUCAUUUCGUGCGAUGUGUCCGCACCGACCUAAACGACAACCCAAGAGGUUUCCAAACUGAAGUGGUAAAACAACAGUUAAGAGCGAUGGCCGUUCUGGACACAGCAAAAGCGCGACAAUGUGGCUUUUCAUACCGCAUUCCAUUCGCUGAAUUUAUAAAAAGAUAUCGUUUCCUGGCAUUCGACUUCGAUGAGAACGUUGAUGAAACAAAAGACAAUUGCAGACUCUUAAUGAUCAGACUCAAAAUGGAAGGUUGGGAACUGGGUAAAAGUAAGGCGUUCCUAAAGUAUUAUAACGAAGAAUUUCUAUCUAGGUUGUACGAAACUCAAGUCAAGAAAAUCGUCAAGGUACAAAGCAUGAUGCGAACGUUUUUGGCGAAGAGGAAAGCUGUGCAAAGCAAAUCCAAGGCUAUGCAUAUAAAGGAAUUAAAAAAACAGAAAUCGGCAAACAUGAACGAUGAAGAGGCUGCCUUGGUUAUACAGAAAGCAUAUAGAGGCUUCGUUGUCCGCAAAGCAUAUGGACCUCUCGUCAAUAAGUCUACAGGACAAAUAGAUGAAGAGACGUCGUCUUUUCUGAAGCGCUUUGCGAGGAAGUGGAAGAGCAGAUCCUUGUUCCAGGUACUCCUCCAGUAUCGAGCUCUCCGGUACCAGGACCUGGUUAAUUUUUCACAACAGAUCCACAUCUAUAACCAAGUUCUAGUAGAAGGAUUACUCAACACAAACUCAUCAGUAUUACUAGAACGUAUAGAUCCACACGCGAGGAAGGAAUUCCUGGGCACCCGACGGCAGACCGUUUGGAAACUACCGUUUAGACUUGACGAGAUUCAGUUCUUCGACACGUCGCCUAUGUGCGAUCCAAAAGUUAAGAGCAAUUCGCAGGGUGCCUUCGCCCCCGAUUCUAACGUACUGGUUUCUCAUUAUAGCGACACAUUUGCCAGUCAAUACGAUUCAGACCACGAGCAGUGGGACGAACCUUUCAAACAUCGGUUUAGUUCUUCAGGAUCAACCACCAGAACGAAGAGUACACAGACCCUCCUUAGCGUGCCCUUCUGCAGAGAUCCCACGCAGCCGAUGCCAAAAUUGCCGGACGAGCCAAAGGUGGAGUACUCCCCAAAUAGGCCGGUUCUCUACAAUAAGAAAUACGUCCCCACUCCGCAGAAGUUUUACCAACCGCCCACCCCCUGGGCUGGUGACGAUGGAGAAAACACAGUUCCGAGACGAAGCACCAGUUUCUACGGUCCAGAUUCGGAGGCCUGCGAUCCGAUACGCGAGCUGCAAGCGAUAGCCAAGUCUACCGGCGACCUAAAUGACGACGACAACCCUCCGUUCAAUUUUCAAGCCAUGCUGAAGAAGACUCCGAAGAACCGAGCGUCUAUGAAGCGGUAUGGUGAAAAUGAAGGUAGUUUCGAAAGGACUCAAGCGCCUCCCAAGAGACUUAUAACACCGGAUACAAACUCUUACGGGGGGGCGAGGCGAUCUGCGCCCCCCACUCCCACCUCACCAUCUGGAAGACAUACUUUCGACGACCACGUGUCUAGAUCUGAUGGUGAUUUUUUGAAGCCCAAAAGCAACUUCGUCGACAACAGAGACGAGACGAAAACCGUCGAGAUUGCACCGGGAAUAUCCGUCGAGGGAACUGUAACAGAUCUGUAG